CUCCAUCUCGGCAUCUCCACACCUAGCAGGGGGUUUACACCCCUCUAUCUAUCUCUCUCUCUCUCUCUCUCCAAAACCACUCUCCCCUGCACCGAAGCAACCCCUCCACACUUCAACCCCUCCCCACCCACACAAAACAGUGGGAAAAUGGUGAAAAUUUUCCCAAACGUGAAACUACGCUGCGCACAUCUCCUACUUCUCCUCUCACAAUUCCCAUUCUUCGCGGCGAGCUACCACGACUACGCCGACGCAUUAUCCAAGUCGAUCCUGUUCUUCGAGGGGCAGCGCUCCGGCUACCUGCCGCCGGACCAGCGCCUGACGUGGAGAGAUCACUCGGGGCUGGGCGACGGCUGGACCGUCGCCGCCGACCUCACCGGCGGCUACUACGACGCCGGCGACAACGUCAAGUUCAAUUUCCCCAUGGCCUUCACCACCACAAUGCUCGCCUGGAGCGUCGUCGAGUUCGGCGACCGGAUGCCGCCGCCGGAGCUCCGCAACGCGCUGGUGGCGAUCAGGUGGUCCACCGAUUAUUUGUUGAAGACGGUUGCGCAGCCUAACCGCAUUUUUGUGCAGGUGGGGGAUCCGAUUGCUGACCACAACUGUUGGGAAAGGCCAGAGGAUAUGGACACCCCUAGGACAGUCUACGCCGUGGAGGCUCCGAAUCCGGCGUCAGACGUAGCCGGGGAGACGGCGGCAGCUCUAGCCGCCGCCUCCAUGGCGUUCCGAGCAUCCGACCCUGGAUACGCCGAGACACUGCUGCGGACCUCCACCAGAGUUUUCAAUUACGCGGACAGCUACCGCGGGGCUUAUAGUGAUAACGCCAACAUUCGGGAUGGGGUGUGCCCAUUCUACUGCGAUUUUGAUGGAUAUCAGGAUGAAUUGCUGUGGGGGGCAGCUUGGUUGAGAAGGGCAUCAAAUGAUGAUUCUUACCUCAAUUACUUGCAAAACAAUGGCAAAACUCUAGGAGCCGACGACAACAUUAACGAAUUCGGGUGGGACAACAAGCAUGCCGGUCUCAACGUUCUAGUUUCCAAGGAGGUUUUGGAGAGCAGCAAAUACUCACUCCAGUCAUACAGAGCCUCAGCAGAUAGCUUCAUGUGCACACUCGUGCCGGAAUCCACCUCCUUCCACAUCGAGUUCAGCCCCGGGGGACUCAUCUACCGCCCGGGGGGAAGCAACCUCCAGCACGCCACCACCAUCUCCUUCCUCUCGCUCGUCUAUGCAGACUAUUUAGAGCGAUCGUCGCAGACUGUCAACUGCGGUGAAGUCAGCAUUAGCCCCUCCGUACUGAGGCAGAUAGCACAACGCCAAGUUAACUACAUUUUAGGCGAAAAUCCCAAGGGGAUGUCGUAUAUGGUCGGGUACAGCAGCUCGUACCCUCAGAGGAUCCACCACCGCGGAUCCUCCAUCCCCUCCACCAAGGACCACCCUCAGGCGGUCCAUUGCAAGGAUGGUUCCGUCUUUUUCAACUCAUCCGACCCUAACCCUAACACGUUGGUCGGGGCCGUGGUGGGGGGCCCCGGCGAGGAUGAUGUGUAUGAUGAUAAUAGGGUUGAUUUUAGGAAGUCUGAGCCAACUACUUAUAUCAAUGCUCCAUUUGUUGGUGUUCUUGCAUACUUUGCUGCCAACCCUAACACUGGUAGUUAGUUAGGGUGAUGAGAUUUUGAGAGAAAAUUGUAUAUAGAUUUUUACGAAGUGGUUUGGAUUGAGAUUAGUGGGAAAAAAAUGUGAAAGUCUCUCAUCUUGCUAGAAAUUGCAAGGAGGAAGAGGCUAAAGGAUUAUAGGAUUGUCAUUGGCUGCAUUAACUCAAUGGGCCAAUUUUAUUUUGAUGUCAAAAGUAAUGCCUCCUUAAUUAGGGGGCAUCUCUUGGUUCCUAUUUUAGUGAUAUUUGUAUUGUUUCCAUCCUUUUUGUUUCAAGGGUUAUAACUCAGAAAAGAAAAUUUUGAGUUUUCUUGUA
Messenger RNA from Salvia miltiorrhiza (redroot sage), 1957 nucleotides. Its product is annotated as endoglucanase 24-like. The record is from RefSeq and is a predicted model, not a curated record. Gene Ontology annotation, biological process: carbohydrate metabolic process. The transcript is spliced from 4 exons. The coding region runs from base 148 to 1647 and encodes 499 amino acids. Lineage: Eukaryota; Viridiplantae; Streptophyta; Magnoliopsida; Lamiales; Lamiaceae. Gene Ontology annotation, molecular function: hydrolase activity, hydrolyzing O-glycosyl compounds.